UCUCCAAAAAAAGCACCAUCAAUUUUUUUUUUCCCUGGAAGAAAAAAAAAAGGACGAAAAUUUUCAUCUUCGCUCUCGAAAUAUUGAUACACUUGUUUGUUUCGAUUUGUGGGUUCGAUCAAUUCAAACGCAUGCAUUGAUUCAUGACAAGGCGGAGACAGCUGCUCGAGCCGCAAGAGGACCCCGAGGAGCAUGCCAACGGUGGCGACAUGGUGAAGGCGCCAUCCAAUAAGAAGAGGAUUCGUCCCGCCCUUCUGUGGACGGUGAGCGUACGCAGGGUGGUUAUGGCCUUGGCCGUCUUCGGCUUCCUCUCCUUUCUGUGCAAGUUCACCGUGGUGAGCCACAUGGGAGAGCUCGAUAACAAUGUGGUCAGCAAUCGCCACGAAGCUUUGGAGGAAACCGUGGUGGUAUCGGAUGAAGAAAGUGAUGGUGACAACGCUGUGGUACAGAAUAAGAACGAUCCCGAGGGUCGGAAGCCCCCGGGCAUACACGAGAUCCCUGACCUUUGGACCCAACCGAUCGAACCUGGAAGAUACUACAAAUGUAUCAACCGGUCAAGGAAGGAGACAAAGAGUGGACACUCUAAUGGCUACAUUCAAGUCCAUGCUAAUGGCGGAUUGAAUCAAAUGAAACUCGGGAUUAGCGAUAUGGUUGCAGUGGCGAAACUCAUGAACGCGACUCUUAUUCUCCCAACUCUAGAUAGCAAUUCAUUUUGGACAGAUUCAAGUAAUUUUAAAGAUAUUUUCGAUUGGAGGCAUUUCAUGGACGUGUUGAAGGAUGACAUUGAUAUUGUGGAGUCUCUACCACCAAAACUUGCAUCCGUGAAAGCUCUUAGGAGGGCACCGAUUUCGUGGUCGAAGCCACAUUAUUAUAGAAAUAUGGUGCCCUUGUUGCGAAGGAAUAAAGUCAUAUAUUUCACGCACACCGAUUCUCGCCUCGUCAAUAACGGCCUGUCUACUGCAAUUCAGAGGCUUCGGUGCCGUGCCAUGUUUGAGGCACUUCGAUUCGCUGACGAUAUUGAAGAGCUCGGGAAGAAGUUUGUGAAUAGACUGAGGAACAAUAGCGAACCUUAUAUUGCGCUUCACUUGAGAUAUGAGAAAGACAUGCUUGCCUUUACAGGAUGCAGCCACAACCUCACUUCGGCGGAAGCUAAGGAGCUCAAGGCGAUGAGGUACGGCGUGAGUCACUGGAAGGACAAAGAGAUCAAUAGCUGGGAGAAACGACAUAGGGGCGGGUGCCCCCUGACACCGAGGGAGGCUGCCCUUUUCCUCAAGGCACUAGGAUACCCUCCCUCGACUCGAAUAUAUAUUGUAGCGGGUCAAAUUUAUGGGCAGGAAGGGAUAGGGCCUCUCCAAGCUAAGUAUCCGAACCUCUACAACCAUUUCAACUUGGCCAGUGAGGACGAGUUGAGGCCCUUCAAGCAUCACCAAAACAAGCUUGCCGCAUUGGAUUACAUCGUAGCUGUGAAGAGCGAUGUUUUCGUGUACACAUUUGAUGGGAACAUGGCCAAAGCUGUCAAAGGUCAUCGGAAGUUUGAAGGAUUUCUCAAAACAAGCAGCCCAUACCAGCCGGACUUUGUGAAAUUGGUUGAUCGAUUGGACAAAGGGUUCACACCUUGGAAGAGGUUUUUGGUAAGGGUGAGGAACCUCCACGCAGGACGAACAGGACUGCCCAAGCUAAGGCAACCAGGAGGCCUCCAUAGGAUGAAGUCAGAGGAAUCCUUCUACGCUAAUCCGUUUCCGGGUUGCAUAUGUGACAGGUACGCAAUGUCGCCGGAUAUUACUAAGUUCAAGCCCUCAGUCGACCAUGCCAAUAUUAGAGGGUGA
Molecule: messenger RNA, 1826 nt
Organism: Punica granatum (pomegranate)
Lineage: Eukaryota; Viridiplantae; Streptophyta; Magnoliopsida; Myrtales; Lythraceae
Source: RefSeq, a predicted model, not a curated record